This is a messenger RNA of Aspergillus puulaauensis, 2310 nucleotides long. RefSeq names its product exosome nuclease subunit RRP6. The record is from RefSeq and is a predicted model, not a curated record. Gene Ontology annotation, biological process: nuclear polyadenylation-dependent CUT catabolic process; nuclear polyadenylation-dependent rRNA catabolic process; exonucleolytic trimming to generate mature 3'-end of 5.8S rRNA from tricistronic rRNA transcript (SSU-rRNA, 5.8S rRNA, LSU-rRNA). Gene Ontology annotation, cellular component: nucleolus; nuclear exosome (RNase complex). Lineage: Eukaryota; Fungi; Ascomycota; Eurotiomycetes; Eurotiales; Aspergillaceae. Gene Ontology annotation, molecular function: nucleic acid binding; nucleotide binding; 3'-5'-RNA exonuclease activity. The transcript has a single exon. The coding region runs from base 1 to 2310 and encodes 769 amino acids.
AUGGAUUCCGCUGCUGAUUUCGCCCCGUUACAGAAACGGCUGCAAACGUCUCUUCUCGAGGUCACCCGCUCUACUGGACAGCUCCCCGUGAAUGAUCUCAGUUUCCACCGGUCCUCGAACGCAGAAGUUGCGGAGGGAUUGGACGAACAAAGCGGCCGAUUACUGUCUCUGACAUCGUCGAUCCUCAAAGCAGCUACUGCUGGGACGGAUAUCUCUGCGCCGACACUGUCGGGUGAAGAUUCAAUCGAGGACAAUUGGCGGGGAAUCGUGGAUGUGAUCGAUGCGCUUUUGGAAAGAGCAGAUGCUUGCUUGGAUGAGUUUACGGGGGUCAUCAAGAAACUGAGUCCGUCGCUUCAGGACAAAGAGGAGGAAGAGAAGUCCGCUGCGAAAAGGGAGCAAAAAUUCCCGACGAUCUACGACUAUGGCCCUUCAAAAAUCCCCAAGCCUCAACUGCAGUUUGAGCACCAAAUCGAUUCUACGGAUACGUCGCCAUUUAAGCCGCUACUGAAGACGAAGCCUCAUGCUAUAGAUUCACUAGAGCAGUCGCUGAUCCCGCCGGCUGAUGCGCCACAAGGGUACCGUAACCCAUACGAGACCGAGAUCCGCGCUGCGAAGUAUCCCGAAUCUGCCUACGUUGUAGCACCUCCAAUUGACUAUUUGCCGUUUGAGUCGACAACCGCGACCUUUGUGGAUACCUUUGAGGGUGUGAAGGAGAUGUUGGCGGAACUGAAGUCUGCAAGCGAGAUUGCAAUUGAUCUGGAGCAUCAUGAUGUCCAUUCAUAUCAUGGUCUCGUAUCGCUCAUGCAGAUCAGCACUCGAAACAAGGACUGGGUUGUUGAUACGCUGAAACCCUGGAGAGAGGAGCUGCAGGUACUCAAUGAGGUGUUUACGGAUCCCAACAUCAUCAAGCUCUUCCAUGGUGCGAGCAUGGAUAUCAUCUGGCUGCAGCGUGAUCUCGGCCUCUACGUCGUGGGCAUGUUCGACACUUACCAUGCAGCCUAUGCGUUGAACUAUACGAAGAAGAGUUUGAAAUUCUUACUGCAAAAAUUUGUCAACUUCGAGGCCGAUAAAAGGUAUCAGAUGGCCGAUUGGCGAGUUCGACCUCUUCCGUCUGGUAUGUUCGACUACGCUCGCUCUGACACACAUUACCUUCUCUACAUUUACGACAAUAUACGGAACGAGCUGGUAGAGAACUCCACCCCCCAGGAUAAUCUUGUCGACUAUGUGCUGGAGAGGUCGAAGACCGAGGCGUUGCAGCGUUAUGAGCGCCCCGUUUAUGACGCAGCGACAGGCCAAGGCGCGGGUGGCUGGUAUGAUCUGAUGACACGCAGCCAGGUUGUUUUGAGCAGAGAGCAGUUUGCUGUUCUCAAGGCGGUUCACGAAUGGCGCGACAACGUAGCUCGGGAAGAAGAUGAAGGCGUCCAGUGCGUUUUCCCGAAGCACGCUCUUUUCCGAGUCUCGCAGGUGAUGCCACAAGACCUUGGAACCCUGUUUAGAACACUCUCCCCCGUCACACCCAUCACCAAGGAACGCAUGCCCGACCUGUUGGAAGUCAUCAAAACAGCAAAGGCUGAAGGUGCCGAUGGACCUGAAUGGCGCGACAUCUAUGUCAAGCCCACCAGAACCGCACAACAGCCACAGGCUCCUUUGACUCCUCCUGUAACAACAGAGGAUGGAUCGUUCCCUACCGCUUCUCGCUUCGAUGUCUCCCAGUUCUGGGGCUCUGUGCUGAACACCGAAACGCCCUCGUCCCCACCAGAGUAUUCGCUGGUAGCUUCCGCUGAAGCACUGCGCCUCUCCCUCCCUAUACCACCCAUGCCGAGAACCGUCUCCGAAGCCCGCGACAAACUAGCUGCGCAACCACCCAAACCAGUCACUCCCCCACCAGCACCAACGAAGGAAGAAGAGGAUAAAAACAAGAUCUUCACCGUCAAGGAACUCGGCGGUCCCCGCAAACGCAAGUCUACGCAACAACAAAAUCCGGCGGAAGCCGAAACCUCCGCAGCCUCCACAGAACCCGAAGCCGAACUUGACGAGAUCCCAAUCGACGUCGACGUACCACCAUCCAAGAAACAGCGCCGGAAAGAAAAGAGAGAGAAGAAAAAAUUGGACAAGCAGAACCAGUCUCAGUCUGCAGAGGACACAACACCCUUCAACUACGACAACGCCGAUUCCGUUCUCCACGCACCGCAGGCUAAAUCCGGGCUACCAAAACGGCCAUUCAACCCUUACAAGAAAGCGCUCGAGGCCCCAUCCGGCGUGCGGAAAGAGAAACGCGAGUUACCUGGGAAGAGCCAUACAUUCAGGUAA